Messenger RNA from Penicillium antarcticum, 1110 nucleotides. RefSeq lists its product as uncharacterized. The transcript has a single exon. NCBI's taxonomy places the organism in Eukaryota, Fungi, Ascomycota, Eurotiomycetes, Eurotiales, Aspergillaceae. The record is from RefSeq and is a predicted model, not a curated record. Bases 1 to 1110 code for a protein of 369 amino acids.
AUGGGUGUCAUUCGUCUACCUCGCCCAACGGGCAUCUAUGUCCCCAAUUCCCCCAGAACCCUCACCAACGACAUGAUCUCUCCGCCGCUUUCCCCUGAAUUUAGCUUCGAUUCUGAGACCAUAAUUCCUUCUAUUCUCCCCGCCAUGGAAUAUGUCUCCUGCAAACUCCAACAACGAAUGAUGCAUGUUACACUCCUCGUGGGCCGCGGCAAGCCCUAUCCGACCGGCCAACCCUCCGACCUAAUGGUAAUUCCCGUCACACCACUGGAGCCCCAAUCGUCACGACUUCUGGAGAGGUCCCUGGCCAAGGCAUCGAGGAAGUUCUCCUUGGGCACCAGUUGGACCGACGCCCUCGGUCGCAGCCAGUACGAGCGUCAAGCAAAUGAGUGUCUGGUCAAACAAUCCAUCCUCCAAAACGAGGUUGUUUUCAGUCAAGAAGGCCUAACCCUCCUCAAUAUGGAUCGCAUUUACACUUUUAAACGCCGCAUGUGCAUCCUUUCAAACCGACCAUUUUCGCGCUCGGAUGAACCAUCCAUAACUUCCUGCAUCCAGUUACUUCACCGCAUCGUCGGUGACUACCAAGGCCGCCCAUUCAGCAAGGCCUUCUUUCACCGCGUCUAUGAGCAACUAGAUAUCCCCGAUGAGCAGCUUACAGCUAUUGCAACUGCUUAUAAGAACAUGUACAAGAAAGAUGCCAUUAUCAUUCCACCAGUUCCAGAGCCUGAGCGUACUCCGGAACGUCUGCCAGUUCGCAGCAAAGUUGAACAAGUCCAGGCUGUCAAGAUCGAGAAAGCUCCCACAGUCAAUGUUAUUGAGGUCAAGCAGCCUCCUAAGGUGAAGGCCAUCAAAGCCGACCGACCCCGUGAGCACGUGAAAAGUCCUCGCGAAUAUGCCAAGAAGUCGCCUGUUAUUCACACUGUUCGUGGUCGGAGACAGCCUCCACCUUCAAAGAUGAGAUAUCAGACGAGACGUGGGCCCAAGACCCCCCUGUCAGCUUCCGAUGUCACUCCCAUCACGAGGAAUGAGUGGAACAUUCUCAGCAAAGAUGUGCGGCAGCAGCCCAAAGUGACCAAGUGGGUUCCGUCUCCGACCGUGUUCGCUGUCGCUUGA